Molecule: messenger RNA, 735 nt
Organism: Zophobas morio
Lineage: Eukaryota; Metazoa; Arthropoda; Insecta; Coleoptera; Tenebrionidae
Exons: 1
Coding region: 1-735 (244 amino acids)
Molecular function (GO): protein dimerization activity
Source: RefSeq, a predicted model, not a curated record
AUGAGAGAAGAGGAUUUCUCUGAAUUUUCAUCAAUAUAUGCUGAAACAGAAAAAAUGUGUCAAGAAAAUAACAUAGACUUAGCAAGCAAUGAAGAAAUAAGGAAAAAAUCUAGAAGAAAAAUUCCAAAAAAAUUUGAAAAGUACAUUGUUGACCAAACGAUACAAGACAUACAAUUAAAUUCAAAAGAUGACUUUAGGAUCCAUAUAUUUUUCCCAGCUAUCGAUCUCAUAAUUUCUGAACUCGAAAAUCGUUUUGGCCGGACGAAACACAUUAUUGCUGCUGUUGCAGCUUUACAUCCUAGCAAUACUUUAUUUUUAAAUUUUGACGCCUUAACUCCUUUAGCCACUUUUUAUCGAAGUAAUUUGGAUUUGUUGAAAUCAGAACUUAUGAUACUUCCAACGGCGUUGACAAGGUAUGAAAAUGAAAAAAACGUGAAAAUCACGACAAUAAUGGAACUUUUAGACAUGUUAAAAAUUUAUAAAAUUGCAUUUAUUGAAACUUACAAACUAGCGGUUAUUAGUGCUACAAUUCCAGUAUCCAGUGCUGCAUGUGAACGUACUUUUUCCACUUUAAAACGUUUAAAAACAUGUGUGCGUAAUUCUAUGACCAAUGAAAGACUAAUUCAUCUUGCUGUGAUCAACGUCGAAUCUGCCGUGGCAAAAUCUCUAAACAUCGAAGAUAUUGUUAAAGAAUUCGAUGCUGCUCACAACAAUCGUCGAAUAUUACUUCAUUAG